Molecule: messenger RNA, 564 nt
Organism: Microdochium trichocladiopsis
Lineage: Eukaryota; Fungi; Ascomycota; Sordariomycetes; Xylariales; Microdochiaceae
Exons: 2
Coding region: 1-564 (187 amino acids)
Source: RefSeq, a predicted model, not a curated record
AUGCAGCUUCUCUUCCUCUCUCUCCUCGCCGCCGUCACCGCGCCGACCGCUCUGACCGACCUGGUCCGACUUCAACAGCGACGUCGGCAGCCCUUCCCUGACCGAGAUUGCCAAGAUUAUCUGCCGGGACCUCACACAGUCGUCCUACAUCCCGCACCAGCAGAGAUCCGGCUGCCUCUCGGGCUCGAGCAAGACUACCGCGAUGCCACGAUCGACUUUGACACCUGCGUCAGCUUUGUGCAGAUCGAGAUGCACGGCUGCGACCAUGGCAGCGACCAGGUGCUCAACAACCGCUUCAACUUCUAUCUCGAUCCCAACAAUGGAAAGGACUGGUAUGUCGUAUCACAGAAUGUUUCAAAACUUUCCAUUCAUGCUGACGACCUGCGAGAGCUGAGCUUGCCCUCUCAUGAGCUUAUCUUGAAAGCACCAGUCGGAGCGGCAGGAUCUCUUGCUUCGCGCACUUGGAAGGGUCCGGAAGGGUCUCCCCCUAAGCCUGACCCUAGUCAUGUUGCAACUGGGCUUGUCUACAGGCUACGGGGACAACCAGCUCCAUUAAUUGUUUGA